Messenger RNA from Histoplasma capsulatum G186AR, 570 nucleotides. RefSeq lists its product as uncharacterized. The record is from RefSeq and is a predicted model, not a curated record. Bases 1 to 570 code for a protein of 189 amino acids. Lineage: Eukaryota; Fungi; Ascomycota; Eurotiomycetes; Onygenales; Ajellomycetaceae. The transcript has 5 exons.
AUGACUGUUGAACUGCUGGUAGGGAGCAGCAACAGUCUCCUGAAGAACUUCCGGCUAUGGUUUAAGAAAGGAGCUGAAACUAAUUCAAGAGAUAGUGGAGGGCAUGCCGCCGUCGUCAAGGUGCUAUUGGAAGCGGGUGCCAGCAGUGACUCGGCUGAUGAAGUUGGGGGAGCACCGUUAUUAUAUGCUCUUUACUGCAUGGGCGAGGACAUGUUAAAGCUACUUUUCAAGGGAAUGAAUGGCCACGACUGGUGUAGAGGAAGAUAUAAGUACAGUGCUUCUUUCCUCCGCUUCUGCAAAUGGCAGCGAUGUGCUGUAGCCAAGCUGCCUCCGGAAAAAGACGCCAAUGUUUACACAGAGGACAAUGAUGCAUCGCAUUGGUCUGUUGAUGAUGGAGAAGAUGCAGUUGUGAAACUGCUGCUGGACAAGGGUGGGACUCCGCUCGAUCUGUCUGUCAUUCGCAGGAAUGAGGUGAUUGCAUGGGGCGAUUGUGAGACUACUGCUGGAAAAUGGUGCCGGGGAGGUGAUGGGUCGAUGUCACUGGACGUAUGCGAUGAUCGCACGUAUUGA